Molecule: messenger RNA, 2214 nt
Organism: Wallemia ichthyophaga EXF-994
Lineage: Eukaryota; Fungi; Basidiomycota; Wallemiomycetes; Wallemiales; Wallemiaceae
Product: putative ATP-dependent RNA helicase prh1
Exons: 2
Coding region: 1-2214 (737 amino acids)
Cellular component (GO): catalytic step 2 spliceosome; intracellular anatomical structure
Molecular function (GO): ATP binding; RNA binding
Source: RefSeq, a predicted model, not a curated record
AUGGCGAAAAUUAAAUUCGACGGCGACGGAAAUAAGCAGGAGACAAACGGGAAGCGUGAGACGUCUCCGGUGAAAGGUUCUGCUCCGCCAUUUGCCUCAUCUGUCUCAUCUCCGUCGAAGAAGAAACGGAUUUACUUUGACGCAGAUGGCAUGGAUGAUGGUAUACGCGACAGUGCACGCGAUAGUAAUCAUUACUCCACUCAUGACUCCACCAAUUCCCCCCAUAAAGCUCGUCGGAAAGCGCACAAGAAGGUCGACAUUGAACAACGCAACCGAAUGCUCGAAAUAAGGAAACAGCUGCCUAUUUGGACAGGCCGUGAAGCGCUCAUCGAUGCUGUCCACAACAACGACAUCAUCGUCGUUCUCGGCGAGACUGGUUCUGGUAAAACAACGCAACUUCCUCAAUUUCUCCUUGAGAGUGGAAUUGGUAGUGGUCGUAAAAUAGCUGUCACUCAACCCCGUCGUGUCGCUGCCGUGUCCCUCGCUCACCGCGUUUCACAAGAAACAGGCACCCAACUAGGUAGUCUUGUCGGUUACAGUGUCAGAUUCGAUGAUAUGUCGUGGAAAGGCACGCGACUCAAGUACAUGACUGAUGGUAUGCUCAUGCGCGAGCUACUCUCAGAUGAGCUGCUGUCUCAAUACGGUGUGAUUGUUAUAGACGAAGCACACGAGCGCACCCUCCGCACUGAUCUUAUCAUCGGUACACUCAAGUCAAUAAUGCGUCGUCGUCACUCAGCUGCCCUGCCCCCACUCAAGGUGGUGGUGAUGAGUGCAACGCUGGAUGCAGACAAAUUUGCGCGGUUCUAUAACGCACCCGUGCUUUAUGUCAAAGGUCGUCAACAUCCAGUGAGGAUAUUUAAUGCUCGCGAGGAUAUACAAGAUUACGUUGAUGGAGCACUCAAGACGAUUUUUCAGAUACACCAGACCCAGCCGCUGCCCGGCGACAUACUGGUCUUCUUGCCUGGCCAGGAAGAAAUCAAUACGCUCGGAGCGUCUAUCAGUCUUAUCGCAGACGGCGCUCCCCUCAAGCAUGACAUAUCCAUUCUGCGUCUCUAUGCCUCUCUCUCGCCCGCGCAGCAGCAGAAAGUAUUCGUCAAUGCACCAGCAAACACGCGUAAAAUAAUCCUCGCUACCAAUGUAGCUGAGACAAGUAUUACAAUAGCGGGAGUCCGUCAUGUAAUAGAUUCCGGACUAGCACGCGAGCGUAAGUACUAUUCCUCGCACGGCGGUAUAGGAGUGGAUACGUUAUUUGUGAAACCAAUUUCUAAAUCGUCGGCUAUGCAGAGGGCAGGAAGAGCAGGACGUGAAUCCGCGGGUACGUGCUAUAGACUCUACACGGAAAGAACCUUCCUGUCUCUACCCCCCACUACACCACCGGAGAUUGAGCGAACAAAUUUGAAUUUUGCCAUACUACAACUCAAGGCGGUGUCAGAGGAGACGUUCCGCAAUUUUGAAUGGCUCGAUGAGCCCAGCGAGGAGGCAAUGCAGCAAGCGCACAUGAAUCUGUUCGGGCUGGGUGCUGUGAAUGAACGGGGGGAGAUAACGGAGGUGGGUAAGAAACUUGCUGGGAUGCCACUAGAUCCUGGUAUAGCGAGGAUGUUACUAGCUGCACAGACGCGCGAGUGCGUUGGGACGUUGCUCAGUCUCUGUGCACUACUCGCAGUAGAUUCGCCCAUUUACACAGCUACAUCUGCUUCGCAGGAGCAGGAGGAACAGCAACACACACGCGACCGCUUCGCCAGUCGCCACGGUGACCAUAUAUCCCUGCUGCAUAUCUGGGAUGCGUACAUGGAUGUCGUACAGUCUGGGAGCACUGGCGACGUGAAGGAGUGGUGUGUAGCUAACAAGCUGAGCGAGCGCACUCUGCGUAGAGCGAGGGACAUUCGCUCACAACUCUCCCACCAAUGUCUCAAAAUGGGUAUGGAUGUCAGUGUAAAUGCUCACACGCAAGAUGAUGAAACCAUCUUGCAAUGCGUACUCGAGGGCAUGUUUCAUAACGUCGCUAUUCGACAGGGUGAUGGGACUUACCGACAGAUAGUCAAUCAGGGGUUGGUCAAGAUUCACCCCACUAGCUGCCUCCUGCAGCGCAAAGCGCCGUGUAUUAUGUACAGCGAACUUACCCUCACUACGGCCACUUAUGCGCGCACUGUCUCUGCUAUUCACCCAGCUUGGCUGAGAGCCGUUGCGUUUUAUAAUCAGCGCGGGAGUAUGUAA